GCUCAAUGAAGCAGUUCGAAAAUUUCAGAUUCGCUCCACGGGGGUGGUCAAGGUUGGCAAUUCAGGGUGGAGAUGGCAGUUGAGGCCAAUGCUCCUCCUGGAGGGCCAACUCCAGCUCCGGGAACCGUGAGAGUUGCCAAUCGUGGUGGUCUUGCCGAUCUUGUGGCCGAUGCCGAGCUGGAGAAGGCCGCGGGGGGAGUGCUCUCGCCUGGCCAAGCACCUCCACCAGUCUCUGGCAAGAUGUUGCGGGUGGAGGUCCGUGGAUUGCUUCAUGAUUGGUUCGAUGUUGCAGACAUGGGUGACUUCAUACGCUCUCCGCAGUUUGCCGGGACCUUGCGUGAAAACGUCGCCAGAUACUUUGGCGUCCCAAUUGAGCGUCAGGCAAUAUAUGAUGAGGAUGGCUUGCUGACCAGCUGUGCGGACUACAGUCGGGCCUUGCAGCGGUUUUACCCCAAGCUCUUCAUUUACGACCUCGAGGAGAUGGGUCCUGAUCUUCGGGCACGAGCAGUUGAAGAGCUGCGUCAGCUUGAUGCUGAUGUCGAGCAGUCGUACCGACAGUUUGGCGCCGGGCGUGACAGCCGAGGCAUCUCGCCUUGCCCCAGUGUUAGCCAGGGUCAGGAGAAAUCCGAAGCUCUGCACGGCGGAACGCCUGCAUUUGCUCCGGGUCCAAGUGGUCCAAGUCCUUGCGAAGCCCGUGCCGUCGGCAGUGCUGGCACCGUCGGCACUGUCGAGCUGGACCGCUUCGACCGCUUGGACGCUUGCAGAGGCCUCGGCGUCCAGGGCGUCCAGGGCGGAGUUCAAGGCGUCAUGGCCAAAGAGCCCUUUGUGGAGCGUUCAACCCUGCCGGUCAGGAGUGACGCUCCUACAGUUUCUCCAAGGACAGUGGCAUCUCAAGUUCGCCCGCUUACAAGGAAUUCCAUGGAGGUGUUGCAUCGACGAGAAAACAUGGCCUUGACACCGAGGAGUGCGGUGGAUGUAACUCCUCAAUCCUUGACACCAAGGGAGAUGGCUCCACAGGUCUUGACGCCAAGGAGUGCUGUGGAGGUUGUGCCACAGACCUUCAUCCCAAGAGAGUUACCUCAAGCCUUGACACCAAGGAGCAUGCUGGAAAUCACUCCACAGCCCUUGACGCCAAGGAUGUUCUCCUCCAACUCUCAGCCCAGGCCCAUUGACGUCGGGAACAUUUCGCCGAGGAUGCCAAUCAACGUGCAGCCAACCAGGCUCGAGCCAGGAAAUCCAAGGAUUGUUGGGACUGUGGGGCCGAGGGCGAGUGCCGCAUCCAUGCACCAAGCAUGGCUUGUGAGUCCCAGUUCGCCUGGGCAAGUGACGCCUGUGCCACCACAGCAUGUGGCUCCCGCUGCGAGUCCUGUGGUGAGUGUCCGGUCACAGACCCCUCCACCAUGCGCACCAUGCGCAGCAUGCGCAGCAUGCGCAGCAUACGCACCAUGUCAAGUGCCAUGUCAAGUGCCAUUGCCGUGUCAAGCGCAUGGCUGCGGUGCGUGUGGCCGCAUCAGGAGAGUCUCGAACCCAUCAACCACCGGUGCCUGUCCUGCCUGUCCUGCCUGUCCUGCCGGCCCGUCCGGCCCGUCUGGUCCAGGUGUUGUGAGUUCCGUCAGCGCAGUAAGCUCGGGUUCUAUGCCUAGACUUCAGCUUGGUCUGGGGGGACUUCCUCCACCCCCCGGGAUCUCGUUGUCUUUAAAGCCUGACUUGCCUCAAUUGAAGCAGUUGGGGAAUCCAAUCCCGCCAGUGUCACCGCGGGUGCUUCAGUUUCCAAAUUGACAUUUAAAUACAUUUGAAC
Cladocopium goreaui is the source of this 1798-nucleotide messenger RNA. Lineage: Eukaryota; Dinophyceae; Suessiales; Symbiodiniaceae. The record is from the annotation of a GenBank genome assembly.